AUGAAGAAGCCUACAAAGCAAGUAUGGGUGAAAGAAGAACAAAGCAAAACUGUAAAACAAGUGGAAACUAACAAUGACAAGGAAGAAUCAGGCAAUAAGGGGAAGAUAAAGAAGGUGAGGAAAGCUGGACAAAAGUGCUUAUUGGAUAACUUCCCUGAUACAUUUGUGAAAUGGAUUAUGACUUGUGUACAAACAAUAUCAUACACUAUUUUAGUUAAUGGUAAGGCAACUACUCCAUUUGUAGCAAAGAGAGAGGUGAAGCAAGGGGACCCCCUAUCUCCAUAUCUGUUUGUAAUAGCAAUAGAAUACCUGACUAGGCUGCUGAAGACUCUGAAGAACAACCCUGAUUUCAACUAUCACCCUAGGUGUGCAAAGCUGAACUUAGUGCAGUUGGGAUUUGCAGAUAACCUGCUACUAUUCUGCAGGGGAGAUGUGAUAUCGGCAAAGCUACUGUAUGCCUGUUUUGAAAGCUUCUCAAAGGCAUCUAGUCUAGUAGCUAACCAGGGGAACAACUCUAUAUAUUUGAAGCAGUUGCUCCUAACAUACAAUAGGAAAUCCUGCAAACUUUGGGUUUCCAAGCUGGCACACUGCCCUUUAGAUACUUAG
Messenger RNA from Nicotiana attenuata, 606 nucleotides. RefSeq lists its product as uncharacterized. NCBI's taxonomy places the organism in Eukaryota, Viridiplantae, Streptophyta, Magnoliopsida, Solanales, Solanaceae. Bases 1 to 606 code for a protein of 201 amino acids. The record is from RefSeq and is a predicted model, not a curated record. The transcript has 2 exons.